AUGCAGAGGGGUAAAAUUUCAUUUGGUAAAAUUAAUUUGAAUCUCAGCAAGCCAACAGUAGCUGCUGCCGGAAAUGAAGAGGAAAAGGAACAGGCCGGCCCAAGUGAUGGCGGUGCAGUUGGAGGUUUCAAAAAAAUCGAUAAACAUCAGAUGCAAAAACAAAUUGAGGAUGUCACUGAAGAUAUGGAGGCCCAGAGGCUAAAAGAAGUUAUGGGUCUUACCGGUUUUGGUAGGAAAACGGCCAAGGUCUUUGAUAUCAAUGAACAAAUUGCCAAAGCCAAAGAAGUUGCCCCGGCACCACCACCCUCCAAGGAUGAAGAAGACGACGAUGAUGAUGACGAUGAAAUUAUAGGCCCUCUGCCUUCAAUGGCCACGGGAGAAGAUGGUAGUGUCAAAUCUAAAGAUUCAUCUAAAAAGCCAACAAAAGACAGUGAUGAUGAUGAGGACGACGAUGAUGAUAAUGACGAAGAUGAAGAUUUGGAAAAGAAAAUUCCCGAUAGCCACGAAGUUAAAAUGCAACAUGGCUCCAAAGCCAUAUUGGCGUUAGCUGGAGACCCAGCUGGUGCUCGUUUGGUUUCCGGUUCCAUAGACUAUGAAGUUUCAUUUUGGGAUUUUGCCGGUAUGGAUUCAUCUAUGCGUAGUUUUCGUACCAUACAGCCCUGUGAGAAUUAUCCCAUUCGCGAUUUGCACUAUUCCAUAACGGGUGAUAUGAUAUUGGUAAUUUCCGGGAAUUCGCAAGCAAAGAUUUUAGAUCGAGAUGGUUUUGAGAAAAUGGAAUGUGUUAAGGGUGAUCUGUAUAUUACCGAUAUGUCCAAGACAAAGGGCCAUACGGCACAAUUGACUUCCGGUUGUUGGCACCCAUACACAAAAGAGGAAUUCCUGACGGCUGCUAUGGAUGGAACAUUGCGCAUUUGGAAAGGUAUAAAGAAUAAGGAGCAACAUACGGUAAUUAAGAUAAGGGCACAAGGUGGUUUGAAAACUAAUGCUUCUUCGUGUGCCUAUAAUCGAGAUGCCACCUUGAUUGCGGCGGGUUGUAUUGAUGGUUCCAUACAAAUGUGGGAUACGAGGAAAAUGUUUGUCAACACCACACAUUGUUUAAGAGGUGCUCAUCAAAAGGGUUCCGAAAUAACCUCAAUUAUGUUUUCAUAUUUGGGCCAACAAUUGGCCACACGGUGUAAUGAUGAAACGAUGAAGUUGUGGGAUAUUCGAAGUUUCAAACAACCCAUGAAUGUUUGGUCGAACCUGUAUUCACGUUAUGACACCACCGAUUGCUGUUUCAGUCCGGAUGAUAAGAUUUUGGUUACGGGAGAAUCCCUGGCCAAAGGCGAAAAGGAAGCCAAUUUACAUUUCUAUAAUACUCAAACAUUUGAGGAGAUCAAGAGAAUCCCGGUUACCGAUUCACAUAUCAUAAAGACGUUAUGGCAUCCCAAACUUAAUCAAUUGUUUGUGGGUUGUGGUAAUGGGGUGAUUAAAUGUUACUAUGAUGAACAAAGAUCUCUAAGGGGUGCCAAAUUGUGUGCCGUCAAGAAAUAUCGCAAGAAGCGUCAAGUGGAAGUUGUUGGUGUGUCGCAAAUUAUCACCCCUCAUGCCCUACCCAUGUUUAGGCAAGAGAAAUCGGGUUCAUCACGUAAGAAAAUGGAGAAGGAUCGUUUGGAUCCGGUUAAAUCACGUCGUCCUGAUUUGCCCAUUACCAGUGGUCAGGGUGGUCGUGUUGCUAGUUCCGGUGGUACCCUCAGUUCAUAUGUUAUCCGCAAUUUGGGUCUAAGUAAACGUGUCGAUGAUGAUCAAGAUCCUCGUGAAGCUAUUCUCAAAUAUGCCAAAGAAGCUGAAGAAAAUCCAUAUUGGAUUGCACCGGCCUAUAAGCAGACUCAACCAAAACCGGUAUUUUCAACUAGUACAGAAGGUGGUGGUGAGGAGGAUGGUGAUGAUGAUGGCAAUGAGCCGGAUAAUAAGAAAUCGAAAAAUGAAUAA
Musca vetustissima is the source of this 1971-nucleotide messenger RNA. RefSeq names its product gastrulation defective protein 1 homolog. Gene Ontology annotation, molecular function: protein binding. The transcript has 2 exons. The coding region runs from base 1 to 1971 and encodes 656 amino acids. Gene Ontology annotation, cellular component: site of double-strand break; nucleus. Gene Ontology annotation, biological process: regulation of DNA double-strand break processing. The record is from RefSeq and is a predicted model, not a curated record. Lineage: Eukaryota; Metazoa; Arthropoda; Insecta; Diptera; Muscidae.